AAUGCUCCCUUCCUGGAAUAUACAAAGACACAAUGAGCAUGUAUACAAGUACAAAUUCUUUUACAAGUACAAAUCCCCCUUACAAAUCCUUUUAUUCUCUAUAACUGGCCAUUCUUUGGGCGGAGCUUUGGCCGCACUUGCCGCAGCAAAAUUAGUUCAUAUCAAUGCAAUCCCGCAGGAGAGAAUUAAAUUAGUGACUUUUGGGCAGCCACGAACAGGAGAUAGUGGAUUUGCAAUGGGAAUGGAUAGAGAGUUGUCAUUCUUCAAUUACCGUGUAGUAAGAGCUCGUGAUUUAGUUGUUCAUGUACCUCCACGAGUAUUUGAAGAUUAUGCUCAUUAUAAAACUGAGAUUUUCUAUGACAAUGGGAUGAAACCAGGUGAUAAAUGGAUAAGAUGUGUUGGGGGAGAUGAAGAUAAGGAAUGCGCAAAUAAAUAUGGGCAAGUUUUUAACUGA
Molecule: messenger RNA, 454 nt
Organism: Meloidogyne enterolobii
Lineage: Eukaryota; Metazoa; Nematoda; Chromadorea; Rhabditida; Meloidogynidae
Source: the annotation of a GenBank genome assembly